Neurospora tetrasperma FGSC 2508 is the source of this 171-nucleotide messenger RNA. RefSeq lists its product as uncharacterized. The transcript is spliced from 4 exons. Bases 1 to 171 code for a protein of 56 amino acids. The record is from RefSeq and is a predicted model, not a curated record. NCBI's taxonomy places the organism in Eukaryota, Fungi, Ascomycota, Sordariomycetes, Sordariales, Sordariaceae.
AUGCCCGUCUUGGAGACCAGAGUCUAUAACCCGGGCGCCAGCCCCAUAACAAUUAUACCCUCCGCGGCCGCUACGGCCGCUACGACCCCGGCUAGAAUCAACCCUUCAAAGUACAAGAUAGCGUCACCCUCGCUUACCAACCUUACCUACAUCAAAGAAAAGGAGGAGUAG